AUGCCAGCUUUCAAACUCUUGUUUCUCCAUGGCAAAUGUCCAUCCCCGUAUUCCAUUGUAUCUCUACCACGGCGGUCUACUUCAUCUUUCAUCCUAAACCAGCAAUCUUCUUCACCUCGUCACCCUGUUACCUUUUAUGUGGAUGUUCACUCUGGGGUUAAUUCCUUGGAGCAUCUGUUAGUUUAUACUCCAUCAGGCUAUGUGAUUAAACUUGAGCUUCUGCCAUCAAUUGAGGCAGAGCUAAAUGAGAGUGAUCUAGCAACUCGGUCUGGCUCAUAUAGAGAGAGGAAGGAAUGUUUUUCAGAGACUACUUUUGAUGCUCAAUUGGCUGGAGAGAACAAAGUUUCUGGAGAUAAAUCUGAUUCAGUAAAGCUCCCUGAGAGAUCCCACCUGUAUCUGUCAAAUGCUAAGGUGCAAAUAAUGCAAAUAAAUUCUGGAUGGUUACCAAUAUGGCCAAAAUCCAAGAUUCAUUUUGGUAGAAUUAUCCCUCCAAGAGUGGAUAGAUACAAUGGUGGAGAAUUUGAAAUCUACAAGGUUCUGAUAGCAAGCAAGACGGGCGACACAUGCCUUUGGUGCAGAAAGAAAGAAAGAGGUAUACCAUAUGCACUAGUGUUUGUUGAGCAAAUAGAAUUGUCUAAGAAGUGUCUGAUGAGACAGAGGACUAUCGUUGAUUUGAUGUUGCAGUGCAUUCAUCAAUUUUCUACAGCCUGUUGCUGUGACCUUGCCUUGGUUCUCAGGUUCCAGUGGGCUGUGUUAAUGGCGAGAUGUCAUUGGAUAGUAACUCUGGGUCUUGAAACGCAAAUGCUGUCGAUUCCUGCAAAGUGUCAGGGUAAUGAAGGAUUAAGAAGGUCACAUCCUAGACGGUUCUAUGGAGUUUCAAUAGGGGCCCUCAGGUUCCAGUCGGCAGUGUUAAUGGUCAGAUGUAGUCAUCGGAUUGUAGCUCUGGGUCUUGAAAUGCAA
Ilex paraguariensis (yerba mate) is the source of this 960-nucleotide messenger RNA. The record is from the annotation of a GenBank genome assembly. NCBI's taxonomy places the organism in Eukaryota, Viridiplantae, Streptophyta, Magnoliopsida, Aquifoliales, Aquifoliaceae.